Molecule: messenger RNA, 441 nt
Organism: Nicotiana tabacum (common tobacco)
Lineage: Eukaryota; Viridiplantae; Streptophyta; Magnoliopsida; Solanales; Solanaceae
Product: putative mitochondrial protein AtMg00860
Source: RefSeq, a predicted model, not a curated record
AUGACUAAUGAUGGGAUCGAGGUGGAUCCAAAGAAGAUUGAGGCGGUUCAAUGUUGGCCUAGACCUUCUACAACCACAGAGAUCAUGAGCUUUCUAGGUUUGGUGGGUUAUUAUCGACACUUCAUGGAGGGCUUGUCAUCUAUUGCAGCUCCAUUGACCAAGUUGACUCAGAAGGGCACUCUGCUCAGAUGGUCCGUUGAGUGUGAGGAGAGCUUUCAAAAACUCAAGACUUCUUUGACUACAUCUUCUGUUUUGGCAUUGCUCUCAAGAUCAAGGUUGUAUAUGGUCUAUUAUGGCGCUUCGCAUGUUGGUCUUGAGUGUGUUUUGAUGCAGUCCGGUAGAGUGAUUACCUAUGCAUUGUACCAGUUGAAGCCUCAUAAGAAGAACUAUAUGGUACAUGAUUUUGAUUUAGCAGCUAUUGUUCAUGCGCUCAUGAUUUAA